AUGUUGAAUUCUGCAGAGAAACUCUACAGUGUCAAAGUGCUGAAUGAUAAAAGACAGCAGCCACUGCUACUGAAGAAUGAAUUACUGAAUAAGUUUGUGUUUUGCCAGACAGAGCUAACAUCCACUGGAUUUAAAAUUUACCUGGAUAAGAGGAUGACUUCAUCCAUGGCUUUGAGAAGAUCACCUACCCAUACAACCUCUGCUAUGCUGGAGCUAAGGCAUUUAACAACAGCACUCUAUCCAGAAGAAUCAAGGUCUCUCAAAUACCUUUCAGUUGUUCUUGAUCAGCAGGAUACUAUUCAGAAGUGCAAGUGGGAAUUGGAUGAUCAUGAAGUCAAGUUAGAAUAUGUCAACAAGGUGUGCAAGACUGCUUUAGAGCAUCUUGAUGACAGAGUACUUGCUGAGUCCAACCCUGAGGUGCUGGAGAGACUGGAGGUUUUCCAUAAUUGA
Molecule: messenger RNA, 450 nt
Organism: Paracoccidioides lutzii Pb01
Exons: 3
Coding region: 1-450 (149 amino acids)
Source: RefSeq, a predicted model, not a curated record